Molecule: messenger RNA, 5173 nt
Organism: Bacillus rossius redtenbacheri
Lineage: Eukaryota; Metazoa; Arthropoda; Insecta; Phasmatodea; Bacillidae
Product: proton-coupled amino acid transporter-like protein CG1139
Exons: 10
Coding region: 90-1517 (475 amino acids)
Biological process (GO): amino acid transmembrane transport
Molecular function (GO): L-amino acid transmembrane transporter activity
Source: RefSeq, a predicted model, not a curated record
UGUUCAGGAGCGCAGCUGAGCUGACGGGGUCGACACCUGCCGGCGACAGGAGAAACUACUCACAGACACGGCCCGACUCCAGGAGCGCGAUGCCCAAGGCGCAGGUGAACGGAGGCGAGGGCAUGAGCCGCGAGGCGCUCAUGAUGGCCGACGCGGAGGACGGCCAGCACAAGGGCGGCAAGUGCCACGAGACGGAGCCGCUGCACCACGUGUCCAACAAGCCGCGGCACAGCAUCAUGUCCUACAACCCGCACCUGUUCCGCGAGCUGGAGGCGCCCACCUCUAACUUCGAGACACUCGUGCACCUGCUGAAAGGAAGUUUGGGCACAGGCAUACUCGCCAUGCCCAAUGCCUUCAUGCACGCCGGCCUCGCGCUGGGCACAGUCGGCACCAUCCUCAUCGGCAGCUUGUGCGUCUACUGCCUCCACGUGCUGCUGAGGCAGCAGUUCAUCCUGUGCAAGAUGAUGCGAGUGCCUGUGCUGACGUAUCCGAGGACGAUGGAGCUGGCGCUGGAGAAAGGUCCGGCGCCACUGAGGAGACUUUCCAAGUACUCGGGAUCAAUUGUAAAUGCAUUCCUGAUAGUAUAUCAACUCGGUAUAUGCUGCGUGUAUAUAGUAUUCGUCGCAUCUAACGUGAAGCAGGUGGUGGACAUUCACUGGCACCCCAUCGACGUGCGGCUCUACAUGGUGGCGCUGCUGCUGCCGCUCAUCCUGCUCAACUACAUACGCAACCUCAAGCUGCUGGCACCCUUCUCCACGCUCGCCAACAUCAUCACCUUCGUGGGGCUGGGCAUCACCAUGUACUACCUCGUGGACGGCCUUCCCUCGCCCAUGGAGCGCCGCAUGGUGGGGCCACCCAUGGAGUUCCCGCUCUUCGUCGGCACCACGCUCUUCUCGCUGGAGGCCGUCGGCGUGAUCAUCUCGCUGGAGAACAACAUGCAGACGCCGGGAGACUUCGUGGGCUACACGGGGGUGCUGAACAAGGGCAUGUCGCUGAUCGUGUUCCUGUACGUGCUGGUGGGGUUCGUGGGCUACGUCAAGUACGGCGAGGACACCAUGGGCAGCAUCACGCUCAACCUGCCCACCGAGCACAUACUGGCGCAGAGCGUGAAGAUCAUGUUCGCCGUGGCCAUCUUCAUCACGUACGCGCUCCAGUGCUACGUGCCCGUGGACGUGGUGUGGAACUCGUACCUGCGCCGCCGCAUGGAGCGCAGCUCCGAGAGCCUGCAGAUGUUCGUCGAGUACCUCAUGCGCACGGCCAUGGUCAUCAGCACGUUUCUGCUGGCCGUGGCCAUCCCGAGGCUCGAGCUGUUCAUCUCGCUGUUCGGCGCGCUUUGCCUGGCCGCGCUCGGCAUAGUCUUCCCCGCCACCAUCGAGCUGUGCCUGCUGUGGCCGGACAGGUUCGGCCGCUGCCGCUGGAUCCUCGCCAAGGACCUGGUCAUCAUCCUGUGCGGCGUCUCCGGCCUGCUCGUCGGCUCCUACACCAGCAUCCUCGAGAUCGUGCUCUCCAUGCUCUGACGUCGCCCCGGUCGCCGCCGCGACAGAACUGCACAACCACUUCGCCUUCACCACCACCCUCUUUUCACGUGAUCCCAUCCACGAUGUGGCGUAUUACUUAUCAGAUAUGGUGAAGCCAACAUAUAGUGGUAAGACACAUACGUUGCACCAUCAGGUUGUCUUCGAUUCACGAAAGUAGCGAUAGAACUACAGAAAUACUUCAUCUUAACAACCACCCCUUUUUAUAUGAUCCAAUCCACGAUAUGGGCAGCAUGGUGGCAUAUUACUUAUCAGAGAUGGUGAAGCCAAGAUAUAGUGGUAAGACACAUACGUUGCACCCUCAGGUUGUCUUCGAUUCACGAAAGUAGCGAUGGAACUACAGAACUACUUCAUCUUCACAACAGCCCCUUUUUAUAUGAUCCCAUCCACGAUAUGGGCAGCAUGGAGGCAUAUUUCUUAUCAGAGAUGAUGAAGCCAACAUAUAGUGGUAAGAUACAUAUCUUGUACCAUCAGGUUGUCUGCGAUUCACGAAAGCAGCGAGAAAGUAGUUAACGAUACUGGAGGAAUGAUCAUGAAAGUCACGAAAAAAAAAGGUUCUCUAAAUAAAUGAUAAUAUUGCUGAAAGUCACUUAACUUCAAUUGUCAGUAACUUUUUUGACACCUCACUUCAGUUCAUUAUCAUACAUUAAAUAUAAAUAGUUUUAGUUAUCUCAUUUGACCACGUGAAAAUUAUUAUUACAGAUAUUUUAGCUUUCUUACUAAAAUUUUGGUAUGUUCCUCAAGUAUAUCUGUUUAUUUUUUCAUUUGCACAUGUUGAAUUUUGUGUAUACUAUAUCUAUAUGAAAAUUCACCAUUUGCUAUAAAAUUGUAAAAAAAAAAUUAGUCAAGGUCUUAAAAAAACCAGUAAAUUGUUUCGCCAGUUAUUUUUGGGCAUCCUAAAUAUCAAAGAGACGCCUUUUUUUGUCCAUAUAAAGCAUUGAAUAUUUUUUGGGACACCAUAUUGUAAAGAGAAAAUGUCCAAUCGUCGCUUAGCAAUGGUCGGGUUUAGUUGGCCGAAGUUUCACUAGCACGGCUCUACCUGAUCUUUUCGAAAAUCAUUGACCUCUGUGUGGAUGUGGGACAAUAAUCUAUUCAUAUUAUUCCUCAAUGCGGUGUGUGUAUUUGGCUUCCUUAGACAUUGUACAAUCUGACAACAUAAUGCUGUGCCUUUUGGAUGUGGACCAGUGUAGACACUAGCAUUAAAUCUCGUCAUGGAACUUGUCAUAUAAUGUUGUGUCUUCUGUUUCUCGACCUCUUUCAUCACUAGCAUCUUAGAGAUUGUCGGCUGUAGGCUCUGAUAUAAUCUCAGCCACUACCAUGGAAGACUAAAUUGUUUUCCAUUCAGAACUACCCAUCUUUAUCAGUCAGAAUCCAUACAUUUGGGUAAGGAUACACAAACACAUAAUGCUUUUCGAACUAAUGAAGUGCUUACCUUGAAACGAUUUCGACUCACUUCAUUCUUCGGGAUGCUGUACCUGGCUGCUUUCGGUGUCGUCUUCCCUAUUAAAUAUGCUAUGCAAGAUCCUAUGUGCUCAUAGACUGCUAUACAAUAUUCAUGGAAGUCAUAAACGUCAUACUAUGAUGUCACCUUUGUCAUUACUGUAGAAUACUGAAUGCUUUCCCUUGCAGUACUACCCCUUGUAAGAAUACCUAACAUAAAUCAGCUCAUAUUCUUUGAACCAGAUGGUAUUCGUGACAUUCUUUGUCGUGCUCUACAUAAUGGUUUUGGGAAUUGAUUGCCUUAUCAACUACAUGCUGUGCCUGUUGUAAAUCGACUGGUGUAGAUGCUAUCCUGAUUCCUCGUCUAGGACAAAAAUAUCAUCCUGUGUCAUGUUCUCGCUAUUCAUUGGCUCAUAGACAAUACCCGAAUUAUGUACUCUGUUCUCUGACUUAGUUUGGGUGUUUACUAUCACCAUAGAGCAAAAACCUUUAAGUGUUGUGUGUGACGAGUGUCUGACACAAAUAAUAUCCAAUAAAACACAUUUUUCAUCACCCUGCAUGGUGUUUCAAGCUAUAUGCACCUAAAAAGGCAUAUUCCUAAUCGUCCACUCCAAGCUGUGAUGUUGCUUUAAUAAUUGCUCACCACUAUGUUAAGACUGAUUAAAUUUCAUAAUACAAUCAUCUCUCACCUGUUCAUACAGUUUUGUGUGAUUAUGUAUAUCUUAUACACCCUUUCAUUUAAUUGAAUUCUGUCUGUAGUUUCAUUAAGUUGUUCUGCACACUUACAUAUGCUUCCCUCAGUAUAAGAUUGUCCUUAUACGAUAAUGUUAAGUCUGUCAUAGAUGGAACUGAGUGAUUACUGCAGUGAUAGUGAAGGAUAACUUUGUUUCAUUUGCACAUGUAUUUAUUGAUGUGCUGGACAUAUGCAUGCUAUCAUGUGCUUGGAAUCGGCAGCUGUCCGCCUGAUUGUACAGUGAUCGUCCUGCAGUGUGUGGACCGACAUUGAGUGACCAAGUGAUUCUCGCGAAGGAUUAUAUUAUCAUCCAAUUUUAAGUCCACUGGCUACACAUCAGCUCAUACAUUAGCAUUAACUACAACACCCAUUACAAGCUGCCCAUCAUUUCAGAAACAUCCAAUUUUAUUCGCCACCCUACACAUGUAGACAAAUGUAAGUUACAGCCAUUUUUAUAACUAUUUUAAAAUAUCCUUUCUCAACGAACCAGCAUGUUGAUAUAUAUAUAUAUAUAUAUAUCUUUAUAUAUUUAAAUACUAAAAUGACAUUUUUCGGGGUAGGCUUAUCAUCCAAAGGUUGGCAAAUAAACUUAUUGUUUGCAGUUUGUGAUUUUACUUCUUGUCAAUUUUAACCGUAUUAUUAGCGUUUCGUGACAACACAACGAAGCUGUUUCCAUCUCUUCAGAGAGGCUGCAUUAGCAAGUGGUACCAUCAUUCUGAUGAAAGCAAAUGUGAUCGCCAAAUUUAAAAGAAAAUACAUUUACGUGAAACUUAAUACAAAGAGACAAAACAUUAAUCUCAUUAAAGUUUUGUUAUUCUAAAUCACAUUAUAUACAAUCUUGAGUGUUACUACUUUUUAAAUUAGGGAUUUUAUGGCGUCAUAGAGAAAGAGAGAGAGAAAGAAAAAGGUUUGUUUUAUUGCAAUUUAUGAUAAUAAUAGUAAAAAUAAUAUGUACACACUUAUUUAUAAAACAUUUGUUAAUAUGAGAGAGAAUAUAUUGCGCAGUGUAAAGUAGAUGCAGUUGUAAAUUUAAAACGGUAUAUUGUGGUCUCAUUUCCCUUUGAAUAGUAUCCACGUAAGACUUUAAAUAUCCCGAUAAUUUUUGUUAUUACAUAGGGAAGACUCAUAAAAGUGCCAAAAAAAUUACUGUGUGCCUCAUAUAACCUUACUCUCACAUCACUCUGUAUAUAUUAUAUGAAGUGUUUAUUUAUAUUUAAAAUAUUCAUAGAGAGAGACGGUCACAUGUGUAUAAUAUAUUACUGUGUUAAUUGUAUUUAGUAUUUAUUAGUUAGAAUUGUUUAAUUAUUGCUAAACAUUGGUUUGUCUUUUAAAUUUCCGCAGUGAGAUUUGUUUUGUACCUACUAAAAAGACAAUUAUUUACUUACUAGUUAUAAAUAAAGAUAAAAUGACAGUAUUUGCAGAAUAAUGACAUACCAGUGAUUUAUUCUGCUGUAUAUUUUGUUAU